UGAGAAGGAAACGUCUCGAAAGCGGCGCAUCCUGCAACAUACGGGCACUAAUCAGCCCAAAAAAGAUGGCCGCCAAGUUAUGCAAUUUAGCAUAGUUUCAAAGCCAAAAUGAAGAUCGACCGAACCAAGCUGAAGAAGUCUUCGACUGAAGUGCCUGCUGAUUGCCGGACACUCAUAGAAAAAAUUAAGUCAGCAGAUGAAAAUCUCUUGCAGGAGUUAAAAUCUGUGAAAACAUGGACUUUUGGCAAGUGUGAGCUGUAUCACUUCUCGGACAUUCUUGACCUGUUUGAUAAUGUUUUGGAAAGAGCAUGCAAAAUCGAGGAAAACAAAAAGUGGACCCUGGCCUGUGAUAUUGCUGGCAAUGAGAAGUUGAAAACAUUGCUGUUGGAAGUGUUGCGGUUCUCGGCUCUUCUCAUAGAACACAGCUUCUCUCGUCACUUGUACAACUCAAUGGAGCACCUAACAACGCUGCUGAUAUCGUGUGACAUGACUGUGGUACUUGGAGUUCUCAACCUGCUCUAUGUAUUCAGCAAAAGAUCAAACUUUAUUACUCGCUUGAAUCCAGAUAAGAAGCAAGCUUUGCUGGUCCGACUGACACAUCUUGCAGAAAGUUGGGGAGGAAAAGAAAAUGAAUUUGGUUUAGCGGAUUGUUGCAAGAAUAUGCCUAUUACACAUUUUCCUGCAAGUGCAACAACAUUGCACUUCGAGUUCUACACUGAAAACAAAGACGAUAAAGCUGGGAAGAAACCUUCUAAUAGCAUCCAAAGUAUUCAUAUGGAUAAUGUUGACAAAGCUGCUGAUCUUCCGUCUUCGAUCAUGGAACAACUUGAGAGUUUCAACGUACCAACAGAAAAACAGGUUCUCCUCUACACCCAUAUCCGACUGGCUCAUCUCUUCUCAAAAUAUGAGGCUCGGGUGCAGUGUGUACAGGCAAGGCUUCAAGCUAUUGCAAUUUUAGUUUAUUCCAAUGCCAUACAAGACAAUUUGAAUGUGAUUCUCUAUCCAGGAUUAAUAGAGGAACUGGUUGACAUCAUAGAACUUGAAGAUUUUGUUCUGGUGGAUAUUAAAGCUGCUGCUUUGAGAACGUUGACAUCCAUUAUUCAUCUGGAAAGAAAUCCAAAGUUAAACAGUAUUAUUGAUGCCACUGGCGCGUCAUCGUACCAUGGCUUUCUACCCAGGCUUGUCAGGCAGUGUAUACAGCAUAUGAUAGACCCAGAGCUGGAAGCCUACCCACAGCAGUAUGCCACUGCACUGUUCUCUUUCCUGUACCACUUGGCAAGUUAUGAAAAUGGAGUUGAGGCACUUGUGUCCUGUGGAAUGAUGGAAGCUUUGCUCAAUGUGAUCAACUGGUAUGCCCAGGGUCAAGAGCAUAUUACAUUUGUGACCCGAGCUGUACGUGUUAUUGAUCUCAUCACAAAUCUGGAUAUGGCAGCUUUUCAAGCCCAUGGGUGUUUACAGGCAUUUAUCAACAGACUAGAGCAUGAAGUUGGAAUCUGCAAAAAAGAGCAGCCUUAUGUGAUCAGGCCCACAAGGCGGACUAUGAGUGAGGACUCACAAUUAGAAUCUCCACCUACUCCCAUGGAUACCGACAUGAUACAGAGCACAGAUAGCUUCACAUCAGUGUCAUCACCCGUCGCAACAACGGCAGACUUGGAUAGCCCAGUGCCAGGUGUCCAGUGUUUUCCACAAAGAGCUGCUCUUCUCAAAUCCAUGCUGAAUUUUCUGAAAAAGGCAAUUCCAGACACAACAUUUGCAGAAAGUAUUAGGCAUUUAAUGGAUGGAUCUUUGCCCAAAUCUUUAAAACACAUAAUCAGCAAUGCUGAAUACUAUGGGCCUUCUUUGUUCUUACUUGCAACUGAUGUUGUUACGGUGUAUGUGUUUCAAGAACCCUCCCUGUUGUCGUCUCUCCAGGAUAAAGGACUCACUGAUGUAGUUCUCAGUGCUUUGCUCAUAAAAGAUGUGCCUGCAACAAGAGAGGUUUUGGCAUCCUUGCCAAACGUGUUCAGUGCUUUGUGUUUGAAUACUCGUGGCCUUGAAGCAUUUGUGGCAUGCCGACCGUUUGAUAGACUUUUUAAAGUUCUGUUGUCACCAGACUAUCUUCCUGCAAUGAGAAGACGAAGAAGUUCUGAUCCAUUUGGUGACACUGCAAGUAAUCUUGGUAAUGCAAUGGAUGAACUCAUGAGACAUCAGCCUUCUUUGAGAACAGAUGCCACCAAAGCUAUCAUAAAGCUGCUGGAAGAAGUGUGUGCGAUGGGUCGUGAUCCGAAGUAUGUUUGCCAGAAACCGCAGCCUAAAGCUGAACAGAACCUAGCCCUUUCGGUGAGAUCUCCGCAGCCUAAUGACGCUGGCUCAUCAGAUGAAGAGGAGGAGGAUGACGACAUGCAGAGUGCACACAAUGAGUCCUCCAUUGCAAAGCAGCUGCCGCCAGGAGACGUUAUGCAAAAUGCUGCAUCAUCUCAGGAUCGACAAGCUAUUCCUUUGAUGGACUACGUACUCAAUGUUAUGAAGUUCGUGGAAGCGAUUCUGAGUAACAACUCUACUGAUGAUCAUUGCCGUGAGUUUGUCACACAGAAAGGACUGCUACCGCUGAUGGGCAUUCUUGGCUUGCCCAAUCUGCCGAUAGACUUCCCUGCAUCUCCAGCAUGUCAGUCUGUCGCAAUCGUUUGCAAAGUUAUCCUGAGCUUGUCAAGGGAACCUCAAGUACUUAAACAGGGUUUGCUUCACCUUAUGGAAGUGCUGCAGACACUUGAGCCGCUCCACAAGCCUCUUGAUACACCAGGCGGUUCUGUACUGCUGCGUGAACUGGCCAGUGUGGCCAACGUACAAGACGCAACGUUCUCACCACAGGCCACCCCACUUCUGCACGCCCUUUCAGCUGCCCAUGCAUACAUAAUGAUGUUUGUGCAUGUCUGCAACAUGGGACAGACUGACAUUCGAACAAUCUCUGUGAGCCACUGGGGCUCUGAACUUGGAUUACAGGUACUGCAGGGCCUCAGUCGAUUGUAUACAUCUCUAGUCUGGGAGAGUACAGUUCUCCUCGCACUCUGCAGUGAAGACAUUUUACCUGCUGACUGUGAGUUUGGCAGGGCGGACAUGGACAAAAUCCUACCCAAGGAGCAGAAGUGUGAGAAAGAAGUGAAAGAUUCAGAGGAAAGUUUGACACUCGCGCGUAGCUCCGACGAGAUGGGCAGUAAUGGUGUUAGCCAUGCCAUGGAAUCUUUGACCACGUCGGAAAACCCCGAACAACCAAUGGAAGUUGCUGAAAACUCCGCUACGAACACUGAUAAAGAUACAAAGAAGUCGAAACUUUCACCUACACUCCAGGCUCAGAUAAAACAGCUGAAGCCAUUGUUGUCUGUGUCAUCGAGACUGGGUCGAGCGCUGGCCGAGUUGUUUGGAUUGUUAGUGAAACUGUGUGUUGGCGCUCCUGUCAGACAGAGACGCAGUCACCACCAGACGCCAAUUUCACCCGCAGCACCCACUCCAGCUGCCAAGGCAGUGUCCAAAGCACUGACGAAACUCCUUGCUAAUGGGCUCUUGUGGUCUCCUCCUCCUUAUGCCCCGGUGCCAAAGCUCAGAUUGACAUUCCUGGUAUGUUCUGUUGGAUUCACAUCACCUAUGCUGUUUCAAAAGAAGCAACCCUAUCACCUCAUGUUGCAGAUGUUCGAGUUAUCGGGAGGACAAGAUGCUUUGUUUCAGGCAUUCUCUUGGGCUUUAUCAAUGGAUGGGAAAGUGCCACUAACAGAGGGAUUGGAGCAUACUGAACUGCCAGAUGGUUCUGGAGAAUUCCUGGAUGCAUGGCUUAUGCUGGUGGAGAAGAUGGUCAACCCUAAGACUGUUCUGGAGUCGAACCACACGCUACCGAGCAAGUCGACACAACCAGGCUUUACACCUUUCAGCCCAGUUCAGUACCUGAUCAGUACACAGAAGGCUGCUUUUAAUGCUGUGAUGAACCUGUGGAACAAACAACCUCUGAAAGUGUACGGGAGUAGAAUGUCUGAAUCCAUCCUAGCUAUUCUGUGUCAUAUCAUCAAAGGAGAAGGCAUAAUAAAGGAGCAGUUAGCCAAGGAGAAAACUCUGGAAGUUGGUGAUGGUGUUAUUCCCACAGCACCCCCUUUAGUUGCACCAGUUGCCAACAACUUGAUAGCUGCGUCUGUGGCUGCUGCGUCACCCAUCUCUGUCCAGCAGAGACAGGAGCCCGAAGUGAAUGAAGGAUUCCUACAACAUCUAAUUGAUAUGGGUUUUAGCAGAGAACAUGCCCUUGAAGCUUUGAGACAUACAACGACGCUGGAACAAGCCACAGACUACAUUCUGUACCAUCCUCCUCCAGCCAUACCGCCAGUUGCACAUGGUGUAGACAUGACAGAAGAAGACCAAAUGAUGCGAGCCAUUGCUAUGUCAUUGGGAGAGAAUGUUGUAAUGUCCACUGAUCAGGAAGAACCGAAAAAGGAGCAAGAAGAGGAGCAAGAAAGCGAGACUGAGAAGCAGGAAACCGAGGAGCCUUUAGACAAGGAAGUGUUGGACACCUUCACAGACACAAUGAUACCAGGCUGUAUGAAACUGCUGGAUACCCUGCCUGAAACGGUGUACAGAGUCUGUGAUUUGAUAGUAGUUGUUACUCAGCGAAAUGGAAAUAAAUGGAGGAAUAAGACACUUGCCACACUUGUGCAUGAGAUCAAUAUGUUGGGCCAGAAUCUGUUGAAGAAAAUGGAUGAUGAAUCCGUGACUAAAGAAUCUCUCGAGAAGCUGUUCAAUGAUCCAGAAUGUGUCAAGUUUGCCACACGGUUGCAUUUGCUUAGUCUCUUGUUUGAGGAGAUGAUGAUGUCUUGUGCAGAAGCGGUGGAGACAGAACAGUUGGUUGAUCUGCUGAUCCAAGUGGUACAUGCCAUGCAGGUGUCUUUAGCCCAGGUUAAAGAUGCACCCACUCCCAAAUGGCUAGCCCCGUUGCUGUUGAUGUUGGAUCUAUUUGAAAAAGUAUCUGUGAUAUCCCAAAGGAAGAUUCAAGCAUUAUCUGUUAUUAAAGACUGUCACACUUGGAAAUGGUUUGACGACAGCAGUGGGCGAUGGUGCAAAUACAGCUUAAGUAAUAACAAAACCAUAGACGAUGCCUUUAGAGCUGGGGAGACCAGCAUCAGAUUUCAAGCUGGAAGAAGAAGGUAUGCUGUUCAGUUUGGAUCUAUGGUGCAGGUCAAUGAAGAGACUGGUAACAGAAGACCUAUUAUGUUGUCACUUCAAACCGCUGAAGAAAAAGCACAAAAAGAAGAUUUGAAAGAUGCUAUCAAAAAUGAGACUGAGCUGGAGCCACCAAAAGAGGACAAGAUGGAGACAGAAUGUGAAGAUGAAAAAGCGAAAGCAGAACCAAUUUUGGUGAAUGGAUUAAAUGAUGAUCAAGUCACAACAGUCAUAAGGUCGAUAGUGUCCCUGAUUGGGAUUCCGGUGGACCCUGACACACUGCAUGCCGCUCUCCGACUCACGCUGCGUGUCACCCGGGUACACAAGUAUGCAGUGCUGUUUGCAGAGCUUGGGGGACCCAAACUGCUGUUGUCUCUCACACAAGUAUCAGGAUUCCAGGGCUUCAUAUCCUUGACAAACUUGAUCUUCCGACACAUCCUUGAAGAACCAUCGUCACUCCGAUAUUGCAUGGAAAAGGUGAUGAGAAGUGCAUGCAGUGGAAUUGGAUCCAGCUUAAGCGGUGUGAACACAGGAAGUAUUGGAUCUAAGGAAAUGCAUUACAUGUUCCGUGUGCUGGCCCCAGCUGCCUGCAGAAACUCUGAAAUAUUCUCUGAGGCUGCGAAGGAAACCCUUCAGAUUGCUUUGCCACCUCCGAGCAAAAUACUUAGAGAUGAAGAUGAAGCUCGGUACACUGGUCCCAAUGCUCCCCAAAUUCUAAAAUGCUCCCCUACAAAACACAUUGCCAUCCUAAUAAACCAGUCCAUCAAAGAUGUAGUGUAUGAUCUUCUUAAUGCACUGAUCGUCAAGGAUACCUGCAAACAAGAUGAAACAAAUGGCUUUGAGUUAAAACAAUCGCAAACACUUGCUGAAGCCAUUCUGGAGGUGGUCAAUGAGGUCAACCGUGAGCUAGGCGACAGAAACCAGGCACAUGUUGUCAACCUAACCAGUUCAUCACAACCUCAUGAGGAAGAUCCAUUGACGUCGACUGAAGUCACUACCAGUGGAGAGACCGAUAGUGAUAAAGAGCAGAAGGAACUAAAAUCUGCUGAAGAUAGUAAGAAAUGGCGUCCUCUGUUGCCAAAGUCUGCUCUGUUGCGAUUACUGUCUGAAGUGAUAAAGUCCUAUGGUAGCUGCACACACCUUAUAACUCAACACACAUACUAUGCCGGCCAGUCAGAAAUGGUUCCUGAGGACUGCUCAGUUUUGGCCUUUGUCAUGGACAACCUUCUGCAUCAGAAACAGCCGACCGGAGACAAAGACUGUCCUGAUUUGUCUCGUGUCUUUAUUGCCAGUAUUGCCUCGUGUAACUACUGCCCAGAGGCUCAGAACACUUUAGUGGUGGAAGUGAAAGGUGCACUGCAGCGAGCACUGAUACUGCCUGAAAGUCAGGAAAAACACAUGCGGGUCCAGGCUCUUACGGGAAUUAUCAGCACCAUCAUGGAAGCUUGUCCCAGCCCAGGGCAGGUGCAGAAUCAGGUUUUUAAGGGUCAGCAGAGUAUUAUGAAUAACAUUGUCAAGAUUCUCAUUAAACGUGGCCUCGUCACUGACCUGGCCAGGAUUCCUCACAGUAUUGACUUGUCAAGCCCGUACAUGGCAGCGACCAUUAACUCUGCGUUGAAGCCCCUAGAGACGCUGUCUCGCAGUGUUAAUCAACCCAUGCAGAGCGUCGUGUCGAAGCCGAAGGAAUCAGGCACCAAGGAAACAGCGUCAACAGAUGUCGGAGGUACCACCGUCCCAGCAGAAACACCACUUGCAGAUGCCAGUCAGAACCAGACCCAGGCUGAUGUGUUGGAGAACAUAGUGGCUAUUGAAGAUGUGUCUGACAGUCUGUAUUUUGAAGAGCUUGAGGAAAGCUCAUCCCAUGAUGCUGUUGAACCGGAGCUGGAGAGCCAACAACAGAGUGAAAAUCAGUUGGAGCAGGUGCUUGACACAUUGUUACAAGCAGAUGAAACAGGGGAAUCACAGGUUCUCGGUGAUGUGUCCAUGAAUGUGGGAGAUCCAGCUCCAGCAUCGCAAGGCACUGGUGAUUUCCAGGAUGUCAUCAUAGACGUUGAGUUCGAGUCGGACGACAUCGGACACCACGAUGCGCAGAUGGUCGCACAUGAAAUAUCUGAUGUAGAGGAUGACACUGAUGUUCAUGUUGAGGAUGAAGGGAAUGUUGAUGGUUCCCCUGAAAGUGCCUCAGAGGCUGACGAUGAUGAUGAUCCAGACCGAGACGAGCAUGAUGAUGAUGAUGACGACGACGACGACGAUGAUGAUGAUGAAGAUGAUGAGGGUUCGGACAUGAAUGCCGAUGAUGAUGACUACUACGACUACCAGGAUUACUCGCUGGUACCUGGCUAUGAUGACGAUUUGCUCUUCCACAUGGAAGACAUGUUUCCUUCCAACACUUCAAACUACAGAAUCGCAGGACCAAGUUACCGAAUCGGUGGAGGUGGUGGUCAACACAUUAUAUUUAAUGACAGUGCUCAGGUCCGCACUUAUCAGUUGCCUGUGUCUCUACACGACAAUGAUAAUGGCAGUGAUGGAAUGCCAAGCUUGCCUCCUGCACCAAGCAGUGUCACAAUGACGCAUCCCUUACUUGUCAGACAAACCGAUCCACACACUGUGAUGGGUGUGGCUAGAGUUCACCGGGGCAACCGACAACGCGGCUCCUACAGGCUGAAUCCAACACAGACAUUCCAUGUGAAUUUACAGGGCGGUGGUCGUCAGCCCAAUCCUCCAGUCAUCUUGCAGAGACUGCUUGGUCCUACAACUGCUGCCGAUAUUCUUCAACUGACUAGCACAUUAACUACAACAGCUGGUGGUCCCACCCACACUCGAGUUAUCUUGGCCAAUGAUGAUAUGAGAGUGAUUUCUCGGCCGGAGGAAGAACUGUUUGAAGAUUUGUUUCAAGAGAAUUACCCAGACAUUGGCUCUGUUUCUGGUUCCAGUGUGUUGUCUUGUAUUCCCUCCACUUUGCAGCGAUGGACUGAAGAAUCCAAAGUCCUAGAUGGUGACAGUGUACACAAUUGUGUAACAGUUUUGAAACCAGACAUUAUUACGUGCCUUGUUAAGAGAAGAGAUGAUGAACUUGCUGAGAGAAGAGAGAAGCGAAAAAAAGCAGCAGAAGAGGAAGAAAAAGAGAACUCCGCUGAGGAAUCACUAAUGACCACUCCUAAAAAGUUUGGGUGCACUGCUGAUCCCGUCACGUCGACACCUCUUGCCACAUCGUCCGUCACAACUCCCUCGGCAGAGAACAUGUCCAGACAAAUCAGUGUAAGUGAAGCAGUUGCAGCUGCCGAGCGUCUAGCCUCUGCUAUGGUUGAAGAGGUCUUGUCUACACCAGUGACCACGGCGACGUCCGGUGCACCUGCCGAACUGCUGACCACGUCUGCGUCGUUUGCCACAAGCACAGUGGCCAGUACGAGUGUUGUGCAGACCUCCUGUGCCGUAGCGCGGGCAGAGAUACACGAUCCCACGGUGACGGCAGCAGGCCAGGCCUCGGGGGCACAGACCUUAAUAACGCCUGCCCAGCCGGUGCCAAUUACCACAUCACUGGCUCCACUGCGCCAACAAAGAAGAAAUAAUGCACUGAAUGCCUCUUCAUCCCCAACCAGUUUGGCAUCGCUGUUGAUGUUUGGAGAUGAACGACCCAUGGAUGCGACGAGCUCACCGAAUGUUAUUCCAUCUGCCGCCUGUCCUCACCUGGGCUCCAGCGUGGAUGAACCAGUAUCUGGUACCCCGACGUCCAGUUCAGACUCAGGCACGUGUGCCCAGCCUACCAGUGAAACUGCGAUUACUCCAGAGGAAGUAUCCAACAUUACAAGUUCAGAUGCAGUCACGGUUCAUUCAUCUGCUUCAGGCAGUACAGACGAGUUGUCAUCUACUGGAAAUGUCAUGGCAUCACCCCCAGUAACGUCCACAGCAACCCUGCCUAACAACUUGCACAGUCUGGGAGCUUUGAUAGCAGAAGUUGAUGAGCUGAUAGGGCGGUCUAGUGAAGCGACCACAACCACAACAACAUCUGGUCAGAGUGCACCCAAUCCAAAUCUUUUUGGAGAGGGUGUUGACCCCUCUUUUCUGGCUGCUCUACCUGAAAAUAUUCGUCAGGAAGUGAUAGCCGAACAGAUGCGUCUCCAGCGCAUCCAGCAGAGGGCGCAGCAGCAGGCACUGAACACAGAGACUAUCGGUGGCAUGGAGGUCAACCCCGAGUUCCUGGCGGCUCUUCCACCAGCAAUACAAGAAGAGGUGCUAGCACAGCAAAGAGCAGAACAGACUCGACUGGCGGCCCAGCAACAAGCACCACUCAAUCCAGACACACCGGUUGAUCCAGCUAGUUUCUUCGCAACUCUCCCAACGUCUCUUCGACAGCAAGUGCUGGCUGAUAUGGACGACAGCAUGUUGGCAGUUUUACCAACAGAUCUAGCCACAGAGGCACAGGAGUUGCGGCGAGAAUUCGAAGAUCGCCAUCGGAGACUGAUGCAGGAACGCCUCUUUGCGCAAGCUGGGGCAGCCUCUCUGUCUGCCAUAUUACGUCAUUCAGGUGCUCGAGAGAGAGCAGGUUUAGCAGGUCGGCUAGGAACAAGGUACGCAAUACGAGCACCACGCGGAGGAAGUCAGUGGGCCUGGGGGUCGGGUCGGCUUGGUGGUCCAGCCAACAGUAACAGCAACACGCUGAAAAUGCGUGGACGCCAUCUGUUGGAUCACGAGGCUCUCACCUGCCUCUUAGUGCUUCUCUUCAUUGAUGAACCAAAAAUCAAUACCAAUCGUUUCCAUAGAGUAUUAAGAAACUUGUGUUACCACGGCCCGACGCGUGCUUGGGUCAUGCAGGCACUGUUAUCGAUACUGCAGAAAACCAGUGACUGCAAGGUUCUUAUGGAGACUGAUGACAAAGGAAAGAACAAAUUGAAAAAAGGUGUCCCUAUGCAGACAGACUCACCGGUGUCUGUUAAAAGCGAUAUCCGAAGUCAAGCUUCGUGGCUGUCUGUCAGCUUAGAAGCUGCCUUGGGGUGCCGAGCCAACGUCUUUCAAAUUUCACGAAACGCUGGGAAGAAACAUGCAAACUCGCCCAGCUCUAGUGUUAGUAUUCAUGUGCAGGCUGCUCCUGCUGUGUGUAGACACGUACUGGACACAUUAAUAUCUCUAGCCAAGAUAUUUCCAAGUCAGUUUUUCCCUAGUUCUAAAGCAAAGGAGGUUCAAAAGUGUGACGACGAAAAAGACACUGAAGGUGCAAAGCAAAAGCAGACUACGAGUGGACUCGCAAGUCCGGUAAUGAGUCCACGAGUUGUGAACAAGUUAGAUUCGAAACAGGAGGCUAAAGAAGGAAAGUGUGACACUGAUUUCUGGGAUCUUCUUGUGAGACUGGACAGUGCCUCCAGUAGUCGUAAGGGCAAAGGUUUUCCUAAAAUGCACGGAGACGGUGAGUUAAAUAGUGUGGACUAUUCCAGGGCUCCUCUGGGUCAUCUCAUGAGUAUGCUGUCACAUCCAGUGAUUCGCAAGAGUCAGGUUCUUACGGAUCGACUUAUCAGGUUACUGGCUUUAGUGUCUACAUCGUUGCCCGAGGCAUUGCAGGCAACGAAGGCAAACGUCAUGACUUCCUCAACAGCACGAACAGCCGCCCCAGGACUGAAUCCAUCUGUGAUGUUACAUCCCAUUCUCCAGCCACCAAAGCCAGCUGAAGAUCUAGAAGCUUGCAAGUCGACAAAGGAGGAAAAAGUGCCUGAAGUUGAUGAAGAUCCUGUUUUGAAAGAUGAGCUGCAGUUGGCUGUGCAGGUUCUGACAACCAAGGCUUGUUCUGAAGAAGGACUUGAGGAUGCCACCAAUUUGCUGUUGCAACUCUCGUGGGCCAACAAUGCUACAAGAAAUGCUAUCUUGGAUCUGUUACUUUCUGGAGCCAGAAAAAUAGGCCUUACAGUCUGUUCCCACAUCAGGAAUCUUCUGAAUGAGAUUCAAGACUUGAAUGUGAAGAUGAAGUAUGACCAACCGGAUGCUGAGGAGAACCGAGAUGUAGACCAAACCCCAGAUUCACAUCAUGGUAAAGGUGUUCUCACAGACAGGUUUAAUCCAACAUCUAGUGUUGUGGUUAGUGCACCUGCCAAGUUUAAAAGUAGUCGUGAGCUGCAGCUGCCUUCCAUUUCUCAACUGACCUGCAAGACGUCAAGUCAGCAGUUUUUCCUGCGCAUUCUCAAGGUCAUAAUACAGCUCAGGGAAGCUGCAAGAGUAGCAGCCAAAAAAGCAAGGAAGACCAAACAAAAAGCUGAAGUUGAAGAGACCCUUACUGACCUGGAUGCUGAUGUGUUCAGCAUAGUUGGAAUGAGGAACCCAUCUCAGUCAGCAUCUCAGUCCACAGUGCCUGCACCUUCCGGUCCGAGUUCUGCCGACCAGCCAACGGCAGGUGCCUCCGAUCAGACCCCAGUCUCAGACACUGCCAGUUCCGUUGCAGAGACCGGAAUGUCUGAGUCUGGGACUUCGGACCAGACUGCAGAAACACCAAUGGAAGUGGAAGAAAACGCAUCUGCUAAAGAAGAUGCAAAGAACAAGGAAUCGAAGUCUGAUGACGCAGUUCCUCCACUACCACGCCUGAGUGAGCAGCUGAUUCUGGAUGAGCUGUGGACAACACUGGGAGACUGCCUGACUGAACUCUCAAAGACCAAAGAUCAUCAUGCUGUACUUAUUCUCCAGCCUGUAGUCGAAGCGUUCUUCAUUGUCCAUGCAGGUGAAAAGGAAAGCAAGUCUUCUGAACCUCAGCACAAAAGGGAAGACCAAUUGGCUCACCUGAAUGCCGAGAUGGCACCCCCCUCACCGUCACCAGGUCCAUCCAUGUCGGAGAGUGCUAGCCCGUUUAUGUCCGACAACGCUCAGGCACUUACACGGGAAAACUCGGUUGCAUCUGUUUCUUCACUGGCUCACUUGCCACCAGAUACACAGAAGUUCCUCAAAUUCGCAGAAACACACAGGACAGUUUUGAACCAAAUCUUGAGACAGUCUACGACACAUCUUGCUGAUGGACCCUUCAGUGUUCUUGUUGAUCACACAAGGAUUUUAGACUUUGAUGUGAAGCGAAGGUAUUUCCGGCAGGAGCUGGACAGUCUGGACGAGGGUUUGCGAAGAGAGGACCUCCCGGUCCAUGUGAAGAGAGAGAACGUUUUUGAAGACUCGUUCAGAGAGCUCUUCAGGAGGUCGGCAGAAGAGUGGAAGCAGCGAUUCUACAUCGUAUUUGAAGGUGAAGAGGGUCAGGAUGCAGGUGGCUUGCUGAGAGAAUGGUAUCUGAUCAUUUCUCGAGAGAUUUUUAAUCCCAACUAUGCACUUUUCAAAACAUCACCUGGAGACCGUGUCACAUACACAAUUAACCCGUCGUCACAUUGUAAUUCCAAUCACCUUAGCUACUACAAGUUUGUGGGGCGGAUCAUAGCCAAGGCAGUGUACGAUAACAAACUGCUCGAGUGUUACUUCACCAGGUCCUUCUACAAGCACUUGCUCGGACUGCCAGUCAGAUACACGGAUAUGGAAAGUGAGGAUUAUGCAUUUUACCAGGGUCUAGUCUUCCUUAUUGAGAACAACGUCAAAGAUCUUGGCUACGAGCUGAUGUUUAGCACUGAGAUUCAAGAAUUUGGUGUCACAGAAAGUCGUGAUCUCAUGCCAAAUGGGCGAAAUAUUGCUGUGACUUCAGAAAACAAAAGAGAAUAUGUGAAACUUGUGUGCCAAAUGAAGAUGACUGGAGCCAUUCGCAAACAGCUGAAUGCAUUUCUGGAGGGCUUUUAUGACAUAAUUCCCAAGAAACUGGUUGCUAUAUUCAACGAACAAGAACUGGAACUUUUGAUAUCUGGUUUACCCAUUGUUGACAUUGAUGACCUGAAGGCCAACUGUGAAUAUCACAAGUAUCAGCCAAAUUCACUACAGAUCCAGUGGUUCUGGCGUGCCUUGAGAUCUUUUGACCAAGCAGAAAGAGCCAACUUCCUACAGUUUGUGACAGGCACAUCAAAGGUACCACUGCAAGGAUUCUCGCAUCUUGAGGGCAUGAAUGGCAUCCAGAAGUUCCAGAUUCAUCGGGAUGACCGUUCUACUGACCGGCUGCCAACGGCACACACCUGCUUUAACCAGCUGGAUCUGCCAGCGUACGAGACCUUUGACAAACUUAGACACAUGCUGCUUCUGGCUGUCAGCGAAUGCUCUGAAGGUUUUGGCCUGGCCUGAGCUGCCUUUCUGCUUCAGGCUGACUGUAAUAUUCCAGCAUCACCAGAGUAGAUGGGUGAUUCCUCUAAUGAUUCGUGUCUGAAUGUUCACACUUAAAAAACCCUGAAUUUGUUAAUAUUGAGUUGGGCUACUGAGUUGUCUUCAAGCCCGAUAUCUCUCUAGAUUAUGGAUACUUUCCAGUUCCAAAAUUAGACUGGAGCACUGAACUCCUUAGAAAGUGAUAAACAUAAGACCCGUUUCUGUCUUGAUGUACAUUUAGAUUGAUAACUUUUGACUAUCCCGUUGAAAUACCAUUAGGCUGUUGUUGUGCAACUUAGAUUUACCAAAUUUGUAAUUUUGGAUGGCUUAUGACAUGGCUUUGUGCCAGUUACUUUGUGUAAAUGUUUACCGAAAAGGGCUUCUGCCAACCUAACCAAGUGCUAAGAAGACUUUGUUUUUGUGAAUGUGUGUGUGUGCGAGCGUGCGUGCGUGUCAUUUAUAUAUAUACAUACACUGUGUACAAAGAGAAUGGAUGAAAAAAGUGUUUUCUUUUUUGUGUAUGUAAGGUCAAGAUAAAAACAUAAAGCUUGAACUUGCUGACAGAAAGAUUAUGAUUGUCAGUACCAUUUUUGUUAUUUGACCCAUAAAUCCUAUUUAUGUGUAUAUGUGUAUGUGCAUGCAAGCAAGAUUGAGUGGUAAUUUCAUCAAUGCAUUCUUCCGCAGUACAAACAUGAUGCACCAAGAUUUUUGUUCUCUGUUACGUGAAUGUUAAAAAAAAAUAACCGAUGUGAAUUCGUGAUAUGAGAAUUGUAUUUGUUAAAACCUAAGUUAAAUUAAUGCAGUUCUUAUUAAUUAAACCAUGCAGUUUGGAAAACAAGCUACAAGACUGGCAUGCUUCUUGGAGGUAUACAAUUGUGUAAACAUUUUGAAGUAUACAAUUGCGUGAACAUUUUAAAGUUGACUAAAUGUGUGAAGUUCUAUUUGUUUAUAUGUUGCAACAAUUUAGUCUGGUCAUCUGAGUGGCACAAAUGAGUUAAUUUUUUAGUAUUCUGGAUUUAUUAGAUGUGGGGGUGGGGGGUAUGAAUUGAUGAUGACAUCCUUGUAUUAUAUAUUUCAAUGUGUAUUGCCUUUUAGAAUGCUUUGUAUCCAGUGGGCAUCUAUGGCUUUCUGCAAACAAAAGUCCACAAAACCGUUUGCUUUCCAACUUUAAUGAAUCUAAAAUAUCUUGAUACUUGCUCAUGCUAUAUGUACAGUACAGUUCUCUCUAUAGUAGUUUAUGGAAAAGACAAGAGGAAGGAGAUGGCAGAUGUUGUGAGAAUAACACUACCAAUGAGUAAGGAAAUAACUUGAAAGGUUUUUUCACAAGGAUAAAAUUGUACAGUGAACAUAAAUGCAAUUGUAUUGAUAUGGUGUGAGUUUGAAAAUUGUAUUAUAAAUGGAAACUUGACCUGUUUAUUGUUAAUGUUACUGCAUUUGGAUAACUGUACAGAUGUAACGUAAUUAGUUGUAUUUAAGUUCUAUGAUCCAUAUUGUCGCAAACUGGCAAAAUGUUAACAAAUCUUAUGAUCAUUUGUUUAUGAAGAUCUUUUCGGAUGUCAAUUGGAAUUUCAGCUACAAAUUAAAAAUGUUCUUCAGUAACAA
Messenger RNA from Gigantopelta aegis, 14967 nucleotides. Its product is annotated as E3 ubiquitin-protein ligase HUWE1-like. Bases 109 to 13347 code for a protein of 4412 amino acids. Gene Ontology annotation, molecular function: zinc ion binding; ubiquitin-protein transferase activity; protein binding. Gene Ontology annotation, biological process: proteasome-mediated ubiquitin-dependent protein catabolic process; positive regulation of protein catabolic process; protein polyubiquitination. Lineage: Eukaryota; Metazoa; Mollusca; Gastropoda; Neomphalida; Peltospiridae. The transcript is spliced from 79 exons. The record is from RefSeq and is a predicted model, not a curated record. Gene Ontology annotation, cellular component: nucleus.